AAGAAAUAUAAUAUCUAUAUAAUAUAUUUUAGAAGAGGGCUGGGACAGAAGAAGUACAGGGAAAUGUCUAUUCCAGAUAACCCUGAAGGAGAGAAAGAAAUUUCUGAAGACACUAUGAAAAUCAGUAGUAGUAGUACUGUAGUACUGAUGGACUUGGAUACAGAAACACCAAUGCAUAUCCCAUUGGCUUCGUGUCCCAGCCCUCAAGAAAGGGGAGUGGGAUUUAUGAAUUCUAUGAAACGGUGUUCCACUUCUUUCCCACCAGAGGGCGGUCCAACAUCACCUAAAAAAGAAAAAAACAGCAAUGAAAGUUGUGAGAUAAAAACUGCUCCAUCAACAAACCCAGAAAGGACAGAAGGCCAGAAGAAUAAAGUUGAAUGGAAUUUCAUCAAUGUAAAUAAUUAUACAGACUGUAUUAAGAUGUCUGAUAAAGAGGUUUUAGAUCAUAUUAAACAGAAUAUUAAGAAAACAUCAAAUUAUCAAAAAAAAAAAUUUAAAAAAUUGUUUUUGCAAAUGCUCAAAAAAGAAAAAAGAAAAAAAAGCCUUUUUAUGGGAAAAAAAUAUAGGCAACGAGCAUUUGCUAUUUUAAAAUUGAAUAAUAAGUCAAAUAAUAAAGAAAAAACAGAAGUAAUACCUCCGUUUUAUCCAAAGAGAAAAAGACAUAGUGAGGACUUCAUUAUUGAAGAAAUUAAAGAAAGGAAUGAUAUUUCUGAAGUUUGGAUAUACACAACGAAUAGUCCUUGUUUAGGUAGAAAACCUAAUCCUCCCUGUAUGUCUAAAUUAAUUAAUUUUGCAAAAAGUCAUCUGAUUAAAAUCUAUAUUGGCUUCUCAAAUUAUUAUAUCUUUAACAAAAACAUGUAUCGUUUUAUUCAAAAUCAGGAAGAUGAUGAAACGAGAAACUGGAAUUCUGACCAUAAAUUUCAGGUUCAGUUCAAUGUAAGAGAAUUCAAAUAUAAUUGUGAAGAAAAUAAGAAAAUAAAAGACAAUAACUUAAUUACAGCAGCCUAUAAUAUUAUAAUGAACAUUCUUUCUAAAUAUUCAGGCUUAGAAAAGACGUAUAAAGAUUGGCAUCAGACAGGAUCAGAAACAUUAGCAGAGCUUGAGUCCACACUGAGAGAAGAGAUGAAGAAAAGGAGAGAGAUGAAAAUAAAAGACAAUUGCCUGACUGCAACCUGUAAAAUUAUAAUGAAUAUACCUUCUAAAUAUUUAGGAUUAGAAAAGAUGUAUAAAGAUUGGCAUCAGACAGGAUCAGAAAUAUUAGCAGAGCUUGAGUCCAAACUGAGAGAAGAGAUGAAGGAAAGGAGAGAGAUGAUGGAGAGCUCUGAUGAAGAGUUCAGCGAGAUUACAGAUGAGUGUAAGAAAUGGUGGACUCUAAGCAUAGAUGAAAAUCUCAACAGACAUGUAGUUCCAUCCAUUUUAGAGAAAAUCCAUGACUUUUGUCCUAAUCUGGAGUUUUUCCAGGUUGAUUUGGAGGAUUGCUUGAAUUUGGCUAAUGAGGAAUAAUUGGAAUACAAUUGGAAUAAA
Messenger RNA from Hemibagrus wyckioides, 1524 nucleotides. RefSeq lists its product as uncharacterized. The record is from RefSeq and is a predicted model, not a curated record. The transcript has 4 exons. Bases 64 to 1503 code for a protein of 479 amino acids. Lineage: Eukaryota; Metazoa; Chordata; Actinopteri; Siluriformes; Bagridae. Gene Ontology annotation, molecular function: catalytic activity.